Messenger RNA from Camponotus floridanus (Florida carpenter ant), 2712 nucleotides. RefSeq names its product zinc finger protein 148. The transcript has 5 exons. Gene Ontology annotation, molecular function: RNA polymerase II cis-regulatory region sequence-specific DNA binding; DNA-binding transcription factor activity, RNA polymerase II-specific. Bases 28 to 2526 code for a protein of 832 amino acids. The record is from RefSeq and is a predicted model, not a curated record. Gene Ontology annotation, biological process: regulation of transcription by RNA polymerase II. Lineage: Eukaryota; Metazoa; Arthropoda; Insecta; Hymenoptera; Formicidae. Gene Ontology annotation, cellular component: PcG protein complex; nucleus; transcription regulator complex.
UUGUUUGUCGCGCAGCCCCAAGAAAGUAUGGCGACGUGGGAAAGCGACAAAUUUCAAGAAGACGAGGAUGCCGAUGGUAUCGGGGACAGUUUGGACAGGCUUCUCGAGACGCAUGAUCUGCAAGACUGCUUGGACAACACCCUGGACUUGACGGGUUUCGAGGUCUACGAGGAGAGUACGGUGUUCGAUGAAAAGUACUCCGACGACGAAGCUGCUAUCAACGAGAGGCCGAUACCCGCCGAUGACAACACGACCGGGCAUAUUCAACAUAUAAUCAUUCAAAAGGAUGAAAUUCAUCAAGAGCAAGAUAUAUUAUUUGAAGAUCAUGCAACUUCUCAUGAAACUGUCGCAAUUGAAAAUAUUGACCCGGAUACUAGUCAGAAGCACAUCAAUCGUUAUAAUUGCCAAUACGAAGGCUGCAGCAGAACAUACAGUACCAUUGGAAAUUUGCGUACCCAUCUGAAAACACAUAAAGGCGAGUAUCGAUUUAAAUGCGCAGAGCCGAAUUGCGGCAAGGCCUUUCUCACAUCCUACAGCCUAAAGAUCCACAUUAGGGUACACACAAAAGUAAAACCGUUCGAAUGCAAUCACAAAGGCUGCGAGAAAGCAUUCAAUACCCUUUACAGACUGAGAGCUCACCAAAGACUUCAUAGUGGCAAUACAUUCAACUGCGAAGAGACUGGAUGCGUUAAAUUCUUCACUACUUUAAGCGAUCUCAAGAAACAUAUACGUACUCAUACUCAAGAAAGACCAUACAAGUGCAGAGAAAAGGGUUGCGGAAAAGCUUUUACAGCUUCGCAUCAUUUAAAAACGCACAAGAGGACACAUACAGGCGAACGACCGUAUGUUUGUACCUUCGAAAAUUGCAGACGACGUUUUACUACUCCUCACAGUUUAAAAAGCCACAUAAAAACGCAUAAUAAAACUGUGAAUAAUGAAACGAAGCGUAGAGACAACAGGAGUGACGAUGCUAUUGAGAAACAAAAAAAGGUGACUCAAUUGGAAUUGAAACUUGUGAAAGUUAGCGCGAGUGACACCAUUAUACCGUCAUACGCUGUCAUACCAAUAUCUUCAGAUCUCGCGCAAAAUCAUGAAAAUAUAUCAUAUAUUUCUACGGAAAAUGAUACAGUAGGACAAGUAGUUCCCACCAAUGUAACAAUGGACAUUAUGAAUCAUCGCAAAUUGGAUGUAAGACUCGAUUAUAUCUCUACCAAAGAUGUAGAAGACUCGAAUAAUAGAACCACCGAAGUUGCACUUCUCGCAACGGAUAUGCGCGCGUUAGAUAAUUUUAACGAACACGCGGUUGAUGCUUUUAACAAUAAUGAGGAUUACGAAUUUAAAGUAUUCGAUCAAAUGACUGAAUCAAAUAUGCAACAUGAUAAUUUAACGGAUAUAGUUAGGCAUCAUCCGCAGAAGUCAUCCUCGUUAUCAGAAGUGUGUAGUGAUAGCAUAGAUAAGCAGGAUCAAUCUAUCCCGAUAAACUUAGGACAAAAGAUUAUGCAGGAUGGUUUGCAAAACACAAUAGCGCAUAUUUCGGAAGGAACAGAUUUCACAAGUGAUAUAAAACAGUACAAAAACGAAUCCUCCACUGUUUCUGACGAUAUAUUUGCAAACCGCUCGAAUGCAGAAAGUAUAGCCGACAGUAACGCGUUAUAUAGUGCCAAUUGUAUUACUAGUCAUAUUCCGGAUAUUAUAAGUUCCUCGAAUGAAACUCUUUUCGAGAAUGGAAUGGAUGCUCUCUCGUUCAUGAAUGAUGCGACUUUGCAAAGUGGAGACUCUCUCAAUGCGGUUUCAAAUCACGAUCUGUGCGCAGACACUGUCAUUACAAACGCGCAAUCCGAAGCUGUUGAACUCGCGAUAGCCACGGAAGAAGAAUUACCUUCAUCUUGGAUAGAUGUUACGGCAUUGGCAACUGCACCCACGUUGAAAGCACAGUCUUGGUCUGAGUUAAACGCUUUUUCCACAGCAGUUCAUUCCCUGGUUGAUUUAGUAGGUCCAGAACCUUAUCCAUUAGAGAUAGAUUCUCAAUUGCUGCCUAUGGAAAAUUUAAGAAAUAUUAAUACAGUGAAUAUGGAAUAUACUUUAGCAAAUACCGAGAUUGUACAGUAUCAAAAAGCUGCCGAUUAUGAGCACAAGAGUAUAAGUAAUAUUAAAAACAAAAAAGAUAAUAAAAAUGUUCUGCAAGAGAUUACAGCAGAUGCUGAUAUAUGUAAAUGUAACGAUUGCAAAUGCGAUAAUUUACAAAAUUGCCAGAAUUGCACACAUAACUCUGAUGAGACGGAAGUUGUGAAAAAAGAUACAAUAAAAAUCGUAGAUGACUUCGUGUCUUCCUUGCAAAGUGGAUGUUCCUGCAACACCGAGUCCGGUGGUUGUGAUUCUUGCUGUGUUGUAAUUUGUUUAAAGACAUUACAACAACUACAGAAAGUAUUUAGCAAUUGCUGUAAAAGUACCAAUACCACAAAUAUGUGUUGUAGGGAAAAAUUGCUACCAUCCUUGCUGAAGUGUCAAUUAGCCAGAAAUCAAUAAAUCACAUAUUUUCUUCAUUAACUAGUCACACAAGAAAAUAAUGCUAUCUUCAUGUAACGUCUUUUUUUUCCCUAUAAAGAUGUGAUUUUACAUUUGAUAGCUUUAAUUCGCCUUGGGUAAUUUUUGCCUUUCAAAUAUUUUAUCUAGGACAAAUUGAGAAUAUAUGACUGUACAUACAUAUGUCUA